Messenger RNA from Lycium ferocissimum, 2551 nucleotides. RefSeq names its product DNA replication licensing factor MCM5. Gene Ontology annotation, molecular function: DNA replication origin binding; single-stranded DNA binding; single-stranded DNA helicase activity. The transcript is spliced from 18 exons. Gene Ontology annotation, cellular component: MCM complex; nucleus. Gene Ontology annotation, biological process: DNA replication initiation; double-strand break repair via break-induced replication; DNA replication. Lineage: Eukaryota; Viridiplantae; Streptophyta; Magnoliopsida; Solanales; Solanaceae. The record is from RefSeq and is a predicted model, not a curated record. Bases 24 to 2237 code for a protein of 737 amino acids.
AGUGAGAGAAAGCAUACGCCGAGAUGUCGGGUUGGGACGAAGGAGCAGUAUACUACAGCGACCAAGCACAGUUUCCUCACGGCGGAGCUGCAGGCGAUAACGCCGAAAACGGAGGUGCGAGCCGCCACGUCAUUCUCAGGAAAUUCAAGGAGUUCAUCCGUAACUUCCCUGAUAAGUCUCAGCCGAACGUGUUUCCUUACAGAGAAGCACUCCUGGAGAACCAAAAUUACCUGAUUAUUAACUUAUCCGAUCUCCUUUCUUAUGAGAGAGACCAAACCCUACCUGAACUCCUUCGACAAAAUCCCGCCGAUUACCUUCCUCUGUUUGAAACUGCAGCAGCUGAGGUUCUUGCAAGUCUGAGAUCGAGGGUAGCUGGUGAGAGUGGAGAAAUGGAGGAGCCGGAGAUUGGUGAAGUACAAAUACUCUUGAGGUCAGAGCAGGAUUCAAUGUCAAUGCGUUCCCUUGGGGCACAAUGUAUUUCGAAGCUGGUCAAGGUAUCUGGGAUUGUUAUUGCUGCAUCAAGGACUAAAGCGAAAGCAACUUAUGUGACCUUGCUAUGUAAGAACUGCAAAAAUGUGAAGAUUGUCCCAUGUCGUCCAGGGCUUGGAGGAGCUGUUGUACCCCGUUCUUGUGAUCAUGUUCCUCAGGUGGGGGAGGAUCCAUGUCCUAUUGAUCCAUGGGUAGUGGUUCCAGAUAAAAGUAAGUAUGUUGACCAGCAGACGCUCAAAUUGCAGGAAAACCCUGAGGACGUUCCUACUGGAGAGCUGCCAAGAAAUAUGCUUCUGUCUAUAGAUCGCCAUCUUGUUCAAACUAUAGUGCCUGGUACAAGGCUGACUAUAAUGGGGAUCUACAGUAUCUUCCAGGCUGCAAAUUCAUCGACAUCUCACAAAGGAGCUGUUGCUGUUAGGCAGCCUUAUGUUAGAGUUGUUGGAAUGGAAGAAACAAAUGAGACCAAUUCUCGAGGGCCGGCCAACUUCACAGUAGAUGAGAAAGAAGAAUUUCUGAAAUUUGCAUCUGAUAGUAAUGCUUAUGAAAAGAUAUGCUCAAAGAUUGCUCCCUCAAUAUUUGGUCAUGUUGAUGUCAAGAAAGCUGUAGCAUGCCUUUUAUUCGGAGGAUCAAGGAAGUUCUUGCCCGAUGGUGUAAGAUUAAGAGGUGAUAUCAACGUAUUGCUCUUGGGGGAUCCCUCAACUGCUAAAUCACAGUUCCUAAAAUUUGUGGAAAAGACAGCCCCAGUAGCUGUAUACACUUCUGGCAAAGGAUCUUCAGCUGCUGGUCUCACAGCUUCUGUCAUUAGGGAUAAUAGCUCCCGUGAGUUUUACCUAGAAGGAGGAGCCAUGGUCUUGGCAGAUGGAGGAGUUGUCUGUAUUGAUGAGUUCGACAAAAUGAGGGCAGAAGAUAGAGUUGCUAUUCAUGAAGCGAUGGAGCAGCAAACAAUUUCCAUUGCUAAGGCUGGAAUAACAACAGUCCUUAAUUCAAGAACCUCCGUGCUUGCAGCGGCUAAUCCUCCAUCUGGACGCUAUGAUGAUCUCAAGACUGCACAAGAUAACAUUGACUUGCAGACAACAAUUCUUUCAAGAUUCGAUUUGAUUUUCAUUGUGAAAGACAUCAGGAUGUACAGUCAGGAUAAGAGUAUUGCUAGCCAUAUCAUCAAGGUCCAUGCAUCCGCUGAAGCAUCUAGGGAUGACACUAGAACUUCUAAGGAGUAUAAUUGGCUGAAAAGAUAUAUACAAUAUUGUAAGACCAAUUGUCAUCCGCGACUAUCAGAUUCUGCAGCCUCAAUGUUACAAGAAAGUUAUGUCAAAAUUAGGCAGGAUAUGAGGCGGCAGUCGAAUGAAACUGGGGAAGCAGCAGUAAUACCAAUUACUGUGCGGCAACUAGAGGCCAUAGUGAGGUUGAGUGAAGCUCUUGCAAGAAUGAGACUCUCCCAAGUCGCAAAUGAAGAUCAUGUCUUGGAAGCAAUUAGGCUCUUCAACAAUUCCACAAUGGAUGCAGCACGAUCUGGAAUCAAUCAACACAUAAACCUUACUCCUGAGAUGGCAAAUGAGAUAAAGCAAGCCGAAGCCCAAAUUAAGAGAAGAAUGGGUAUUGGUAGCCAUAUAUCAGAGAGACGGCUAAUUGAUGACCUGACCAGGAUGGGCUUGAAUGAAUCAAUUGUAAGAAGAGCACUGAUAAUUAUGCAUCAAAGGGAUGAAGUGGAGUACAAACGAGAACGGAGAGUCAUAGUCCGAAAAGCCUAAUGAUUGUACUACUUUGUAGCCUUAUAAGCAAACUUUGAGCAAGUUAAUGUCACUAAGACACUAUCCACAGUCAUGUAAUUUGAUGAUUUGAAUACCGUCAGCAAAUCAAGCAGAAGUAUUUAAAUUUCAAUUUCGGAGUAAGCGUUGUGAUAUUGCCUCUCAACACCUCUUUACAUUAGUCUGUUCUGAUUAUUGAACUGUAGUGUCCAAGGGUAGGAAUGCACAUCCACUUGUUUCAAAUGGUUUGAAUUAUUUUGAACAAUCUAAUAUACUUUUAUCUGUGUGACGGCACCAGAAUGCUGAUAUAUUCUACA